Molecule: messenger RNA, 455 nt
Organism: Tetrahymena thermophila SB210
Lineage: Eukaryota; Ciliophora; Oligohymenophorea; Hymenostomatida; Tetrahymenidae
Product: kinase domain protein, putative
Exons: 2
Source: RefSeq, a predicted model, not a curated record
GAAUAAAUACCUAAAUAUGCACAGUAAAUAUUUGAUAGAAUUAAUUAAUAGUAAAAACAAAGGCAUAAUUAAUUUGACAAGGAUGCUUAGUUUAUUCUAUAGAACACCAAUAAGAAAAUUUUAGAAAAAGAUAAGAAAGCACAGUUAAAAAAAGUGGAAGUAUUUAUUAUCUAAUCUGCCGAAAUUUCUCUAUAAAAAUAAAAAAUAUUAGAAUAAUUUUCAAAUUCUAAGCUUUGGAAUGGUGUUAGCUACUAAAAAAGUAAAGCUUGAUAACAAACAAAUAGUGUUAAAAAUACAAAAAUAGAAGAUGAAUAACAAAUCUAAAAUGAAAUUAUUAUUAUGUAGAAAUUAAAAGAGUCACUAGUGGUAUAGUUUUAUGAUAGCUAUAUAAUAGAAAAUAAAAUAGGACCUGAUAGAUACUCAGUAUUUGAAUUAGAAAAAUGUUCAUGUAAUUU